Molecule: messenger RNA, 1988 nt
Organism: Ylistrum balloti
Lineage: Eukaryota; Metazoa; Mollusca; Bivalvia; Pectinida; Pectinidae
Product: polyamine-modulated factor 1-like
Exons: 5
Coding region: 16-555 (179 amino acids)
Biological process (GO): chromosome segregation
Cellular component (GO): MIS12/MIND type complex
Source: RefSeq, a predicted model, not a curated record
GAACCAAUAGGAAGAAUGCAGAUUCUUGACAAGGCUUUGGCACAAGCCAGGAAAAAGAUAAUUUCAUCUGCAAAACUACAGUUAUUUCAAAAACAUCUUCGCCCUAUUCACAAGAAGAAUCCUGAAGUCCUCAAAAAGAUACAUGGGCAGCUCACAAAGCAACUAGACAGUCACAUCAGUGAGGAAGUGAUGUUGAUGUUUGCAGAAGAACAGAUGGAAAAAAUACUUAAUGACUUGGAUGGAAUAAUCGAGAGUCAGAAAGACAACGAAAAGGAAGCAUGGCGGCCAUCAGGUGACCCCCAACGAGACAGUCACGUGUACAAUAUCUCUGUCAAAGUGAAAGAGAAAGCACAGCUUGAACAUGUCAUCAGUCAGCUGGAGCAACAGAACACCCUGCUUAGGGAGCACGUGGCUCUGCGACAGAAAAAGCUUCUUGGCACUAAACGAACAGUGGAUACAGGAAUCAGCAAGUGGAGAGAGAUUAAUGAAGCAGCAAAAAGCAUUCCGACUAAGGACCUGGAACAAUUUGUACAGAAGUAUGGAAAAAUUGUGUGACCUACCUGACCUUUAAUCUGUUUCGGAUCUGUCGUGGAUUACUAUGCCUAUGACAUGUAGACUGGAGAAGAAUAGUUUCAGUGGCUUCUGGUUCUUGGUCAUUGCAGUGAGAAGUUUUGAAAGUUUAACAUCAUCAUACAGCUACUUGUUACUACCUCACAAGGUAAUAACUUAAAGUAGCUUUUGUAAGUGAAAAGGAAACAAAUGUUAAGAUGUCUUUAAAUAUCUAUAGUAAGACUGUAGCUUGGAGAUCUUUAUAUGUGAUUUGAUAAAUGCCUUAAAAGAAAUUUUCAGAUAUUUUUUGGGGACAUACUUUGUUCACUACACAUGUUAAAUCUUAUGAAAUUUUUCAUUCUAAGCUUGCCUUAAUUUUGAAUGGGGAAACUGCCUUUUUUCAACUGUAAAAAAAGUUCCCAAAACAACUUGAAUACAUUUUUAUACAGGAGGAGAGUAGUGAAUUAUUAUGUUGAUUGUAAAGCAAUAUGAGAUAGCGUUCAGAUUGAUGUGCUGGAUACUUGAUUCACUUUAUAAAAACUAUGUAUGAGGAGCAAAACGAUGAUAUAUGUCAACUUACGUAUUCUACUUCAAUGGUUUGUCCAGAUUAUAUCAUAAUCUUUCAUCUGAAACUGAGAAAUUGUGUAUUGUUACAUUUUACGAUGAGAGAGUAAAUCCUUUAAUCAAAAGUUUAUUCUGUCACUUUUCCUGUACUUAACAUUAAAUAGCCUUAUAUUUUGUGUUAGUCCCUCUUUAAAUUAUAAAGUCUUGUGUAUAAUGAGUAAUUGCUUUGUAUACCCAUGCUAUUAAUAUGAAAGUGACAAUGUAGUCAACUUAUGAAUUUGAAAGCAGCUCUGUAUUGAAAAGAUAUCACUCCAAAUGAAAAUUUAUAUGAUCAGUGAUAAAAUUUGUAGACGAUGUUCACUGUGGCCAGUUUUGAUAGAAGGAAAAGUCAACAACAAAUAACAUUUAACUUAUCUGCCCAGAUAUAUGAUGACACAGCAUGUUUACUUUAACUUGAAAUUGUAUAAAAGGAUGCUUUAUACACAUGUAUGACAGGUUUGUGAAGUUCAUGGCUCCAGACAACUGCUAACUGGUGACAUAUGGAGAAAUUUAACACAUUGCAGCGGCCAAGAAAUAUAACAGUAUAUGUAUAACAUAAAUCACUCUCUUGUGCCUAUGAUUGAGAUGUUGCAGGAGUCACUAUUUAUGGAGUACUGUUCAGGCAUAGGACAGAAGUGAGAUGAUCAUGAUCAGAGCAUGAUUCUUUCAUGCGUAUACAUAUGAAUGUAAAAAACACUAUAUUGUAUAUAUACAAAUGUAACAUAAAAAAGUACAUAAUGUUUGUAACACUGCCAUAUAACCAUUUGGUUAUGUCAAUUAUAGAUACGUGAAGGUGUACAUAUGUACACAUAUUAUUGAUACUUGUUAAAGGACUG